CGAGAAAUUCUCAUUGGAAAUGUAAUUGACUGCUUCGAGUCGUACAUUUUCGGUAAAGUCCGGCCCGAUUCCAGGGGUCGCUUUAUGUAAAUUUCCAGGAAACCCAAGGCUCGUCCCGUAUGCGAGCAAAUGGCUGUAUUUCUGGUGAACAACUGUAAAUUUACGGGCUGUGGAUUGACUUUCCCAACUCUGGGGGAUUUGAUACAACACAUAGAGGACACGCACAUUGAUACUGAUCCACGUGUCCUGGAGAAACAAGAAAUUCAGCAACCAGCAGCCUUGUCCCUUAGUUACAUUCUAAGGUUUUUCACAGAUGCUGCCCGGAAAGAACAUGCAGAGCUUAAGCGUAAACAGGUGACAUUAAGGACUCAGUCCCCUGCUUUGUCAGUACGAAGUGUAACUCCUACAGGCAGUGAGUUUGAUGAUGAGGACAUGGUGAGUGAUGAUGACAGUGAUGAUUCGUGGACCACACAAGAAGAGUUUCCUACAGAAUUCAUCUUACGCUACAGCAGCACAAACGUGGGAAAUUGUAAAGAUGGAGACGUGGACAAACCAUUUGCCUGCCCAGUUCCUGGAUGUAAGAAGAGAUACAAAAAUGUCAAUGGUAUAAAGUACCAUGCACGUAAUGGACACAGGAAAGAAUCAAAAGUCAAAAAGGCCUUUAAGUGUGCAUGUGGGAAGAGUUACAAGACCCAGCAAGGCUUACGUAAUCACAGUGUUAGCCAUCACCCAGCCACAGAGUUGCUGACCCUCCAUGCUCAACACAACCAGACCCUCACCCUCACCAAACCACUGACCCUGCCUUCUCCACUGGUCAGCUCAGGUCUUACCCUGCCCAGCACUACGUCAAGUGUGCUGUCUGCAGCCAUUGCCCAGCAAGCCUUAGUCCCACUUGGAGCCAGCCUCACUCCACCUGUCACUCCAGUCCCUGGCCCCACGAAGUUAACUGGCCCAAGCCCCACAGGCCCACCAGUCACUACAACUAAGUCACCUACAGUUACUGUGGCCUCCGUUACAGCUGCAUCUCAGCUUGCCCACCUGGCGGAGUCGUCAGCCCACCUGGCCAAGACAAGACCGCAAACCGUUACUCUGGUGGGUGCCGAGCAAAGCUGAAGGGUUCCCCAUCCUCCACUGUGUGCCUCAGGGGAGAUGCAAGGCCUCACCCAAACAAACGGUCCAUAAUACAGAUGUCUUCAAUUUAAAGAGACCAUUCUAUUUACAGAUUGUUAUUUUCAAAGUUUGAUCUCCGAUAGCAAUACUCUUGUCCAAGCAUUAAUGCAUGUGUGCAGUCAAGUGAUGUAGGAUAGAAAGCUAGGAUAUUCGUGCAGAGGUGAAUGCUUAUCCUACCAUUACAGGUGAACGAGUCAUGCUGGCCUCUGAUAAGAAGCCUUAUAGUAACCAUAUUAAAGUUUUACCUUUCCUAUUUCUGUAUCACCAUGUAUAUUCUGUAUGAUAGUCAAAAUCUGAACUAACAUGUACUAUGUUUGACAUACAUCUAUAAAUCAUGACGAACUUUUGAAUCUCAGUCAUUAAUACUCACAUAUUUUUAUCAAAAAGCAUGACUGUUUGUACUUUUCUAUAUAACAUUUCUUAUGGUUUCCUUCUAGAGAUUUUACAAGAAUCUCAAGUCAGUGACACAAUAUUGGAUCUUUCAAGACAUUUUAUCUCAUUGAUAUUCAAAUCAAGUUGAUAUAAGUGUUUGCUGUCUUGGCAGUGUGUGACAGUUCGAUGGCUGUAAAAGGUAUCAUCAGUUAUCUAUUUCAUACUGCUUCUUAACAGAAGUAAAAUACACUGUUCUAACAGUUUCUUUGAACUGUUAUCUUGUCUGCUUUUUCUUUGUACACUUAUAAUAUUGGUAGGCUGUGAUUUUUACGAAAUAACCAUCUUUGUCUUUAUAUUCUAAACUUGUAGUAUAUAACUGUGAGUGUAAAUCUCUACUAUUGUUUGGGCUGAUAUAUCAUCUUGGAACUUAUUCCAGUGUCUAUUUUGUUGAAUACGUCCAUAUGUUUGGAUCACUUUUUGUAGCUGUUGUUUUUUUACACAUCUGUGCAGUGUCUCUGUACAUGAAUGGUCACUAAUGCUGUAUGAUUGUGUUUUAUUUUGUACCCAUAGAUCUCAUCCGACAUGUUAUUGCAAUGUUUGAUAGACAAAACAGUGAUGUGUAAAUUAGUGUUGGAAACACUUAAGUCAUACAACCAAAGUAACGUUUGUUAAUUUCACAGUCUUUAAUUUCCAGUUUAUUCCAUCAUCGACUGUUUAUUUCACUGGAUUUUCUUCUGUAGUAAGUAUAAAUUAAUUAAUGAAGGACAUAUCCAUGAAGACAACAAUUAGCUUUAAAAAGUAGAAGCAGGACUUAAGUUGGUUGAUGUCUUUUAAUCGAGAUUUAUCAUCUUGAUAAAGAGGUUGGGCGUUAAUUACUAUUUGUUUGUGUGCGUGCAUGGUUUUUGAUGGGUUUGCUGUUGUGUUAAUCACUGCGCCCAACAUCAACAUCUUCCAUGUGUUUUGUGCAUAUGUAUAUAUGGUAGUGUGUAGAGUGAGAUUGAAUGUCUUCCAGCAUUGUGCGUGUGAUAAAGAUGAGCCCACCCUGUAAGUUUGUAACUUCUGAUUGGUGUGAUUUGCAUAGACAGAAGAGUCAUGCUAUGAUCCAAUUUGAUGAUGUCUUUCAAGAAAAUACCAUAAAUUAGUCCCAUUUUGGGAUUCUGGGGGAACCCGCUUUUCAGGUCUAGUGUACAGAUCAGAUGAUGUCAGAUGCUAAUCAGGGUGCACCUUGUGUGACCAUUAAAAAAAAUUUGCAUUGAUUAGUGCACGCAGUAGUUCAAGUCAUUGUUCUUCCCAGUUUUGUUGGAGGAUAUUAUUUGUUGUAUUCGUUAUAUUUUUAUCUAGUCAAAAUACACAAUCUGUUGUGUUCCAUCUGUGAAAUCACAGAAAAACGAGCAUCCGAACCCUGAUUUGUAUUAGUUUCAAACUGCCAAUUCUAUAUUUGUACAUGUUUGCACAAUAUUACUUUAAAUGCUUAAUCAUGCAGUUAAAUUAUGUUCAUAGGGAUGGGGUAAUUUAUUCUAGUGAGCAUGUUUUAUGUUUCAGAUGAAAUGUUAUGGAUUUUUGUCAGUGCUUUAUGGGUGUCAAAGCUAAAUUAGAUAAUCCCAAAAAAUUCAUUUCACGAAGAAGAGUGGAUCAGAGUUUUAAGAAUUAGAACAAAAACAGAAACGAAAAAUAAUGAACAUUAAUGUUUAUUUCUGUGUACAUUUUGUCAUGUAACUUUGUAUGUUUUGCUUUUGCAAGUCGAUGGUAAAUGAAGUCAUGUACAUGUGUUAUAGUUCAUGUUGCUUAUGAUUGGUUGAAUCUUGGAUGUAAAUCGUGUAUUAACCUGAUGUGGCAUAAGGGAAUAAAGUCAUCACGUGAGAAGAGUAAGCCAAAUUACCAGGCUGCCUGAAUAUAAUUAUUGGUCAGCAGGUGCAAACACCAGUAGCGCUAUAUUUCACAGUUUUCAUAAACAAAAAAUGCCUUUUCUGAGCUUUUCAGAAAGCUUUUCAAAACGUGAACGUUCGUGUUCUGUUAUUACAUGUUAAAGUAUUACGAUUACAGCUGAGUACAAGUGAGAACUGUGACUUUUGCAUGCUCUCUUUGACCUAUAUGCUUGUUAAAAGUGUUUUACCUGCAUUACUCAUUAUUCUGUUGAAGCACUGCAUGUAUGUAGAAUAAGCUUUUUUCAACCCACCUUAGUUAAUUAAGUUAUUUGUACAUACCUAUAGUUUGUAUCGUAAUAUUUAUGCCGUGGCCUAAAUGUUGGGUCGUUCAGUUGUUAUAGGCCCCUAGAGGGUUGGUACUUAAACUACACGGCACAAAUAAUCCCCCGUGUUGUUUCAGAUAAUA
Liolophura sinensis is the source of this 3873-nucleotide messenger RNA. Its product is annotated as juxtaposed with another zinc finger protein 1-like. The record is from RefSeq and is a predicted model, not a curated record. Lineage: Eukaryota; Metazoa; Mollusca; Polyplacophora; Chitonida; Chitonidae. Bases 130 to 1113 code for a protein of 327 amino acids. Gene Ontology annotation, cellular component: nucleus. The transcript has 6 exons.